AUGGCGGCAAAGGCACCAAGUGGACCAAUUCGUCUCGGACAUACAGUUCCAAACUUCAAUGCGGACACAACGCAGGGAAAAAUCAAUUUCUAUGACCAACUACAGGUAACUCUCCCAGUGACCACAUUUACGCCUCAAAAAGUGACAAAAACGAUCUAUAGGAUCAUUGGGCGGUCGUAUUCGCUUUUCCAGAUGCAUUCCUCAUACUUCACACCGGUCGCAACGACCGAACUGAUUACCUUCACCCUCCUCCAAGCUGACUUCGCCAAGCGCAACGUCAAGCUCUUUGCCUUGAGCACUCGCAACACCCUUAACGAUGACGGGAAAUUUGAAUCCCACCAGACUUGGGUGCGUGAUAUCAAUGAUAUCAGCAAUGAGCCACUCCUCUUCCCCAUCAUCAGCGACAAGACGGGAGGGAUUUCCCGUCUUUUCAAUGUGCUAGGAGAGGGUGACGCCGCUGCAGUGAAAUCAGACGAUCGGGUGGGCGAAGGACUUGCCUUCAAAUCCAGGACGGUCUUCAUUAUCGAUGCUAAGAAGAAAUUCCGACUGAUCUUUAGCUAUCCGGCGGAUGUUGGAAUCAAUACUGCGGAGGUCUUGCGGGUCAUCGACUGCCUGCAGACAGUAGCCCGAGCAGAUAUCCAAACGCCUGCAAACUGGAUCCCAGGAGCGGACGCGAUUGUGCCCCCACAGUACGAUGAUAAGAAAGCUAAGGAAAAAUACCCUGGGUAUCAAGUUCUGAAGCCCUACCUCCGGGUGUGUAAGCUUGAAGUCCAGGAUACGAACGUAGAGACCAUUGAGGAAAUCUCUGGAGAGGCGACCGAGGAGUUUCUGAAGAUGUAGUUUGAUGAGCAAAUGACACUUAUAUGAGAUCAGAAUAACUGUGAUGAAGUUGGGGGUUUCCACAUAUAUAAGGUCUCUGCAAAUGUGUGCCUGACUUAUAGCUCCGAAUAGC
Messenger RNA from Talaromyces proteolyticus, 952 nucleotides. Its product is annotated as mitochondrial peroxiredoxin PRX1. Bases 1 to 840 code for a protein of 279 amino acids. Gene Ontology annotation, biological process: cellular response to oxidative stress; cell redox homeostasis. Lineage: Eukaryota; Fungi; Ascomycota; Eurotiomycetes; Eurotiales; Trichocomaceae. The record is from RefSeq and is a predicted model, not a curated record. Gene Ontology annotation, cellular component: mitochondrion; cytosol. Gene Ontology annotation, molecular function: peroxiredoxin activity. The transcript is spliced from 7 exons.